Molecule: messenger RNA, 260 nt
Organism: Pteronotus mesoamericanus
Lineage: Eukaryota; Metazoa; Chordata; Mammalia; Chiroptera; Mormoopidae
Gene: MUC20
Product: mucin 20, cell surface associated
Exons: 3
Coding region: 7-243 (78 amino acids)
Biological process (GO): hepatocyte growth factor receptor signaling pathway
Source: RefSeq, a predicted model, not a curated record
GUGAGGAUGGGCACUCUCCACGGCCUGGCUCUGCCCCUUUUUUUCUGCUGCUGGGAGGCUGGGGCUGCUGGGAGCUCUACAGGUAGAGAUGAAGGCUUCCUCCUCCUGCAACUGAGUGUGGCCUCCCCAGAAGAACUCACUGACCUCAGAGUGGCAAAGAGACUGAUGCACCACCUCCACCGUGAAAUGCAUGCCCACAUGCCUCCCACCCAAGUCUCCCUGCUGCAUGUCAGAAGGGACUAAAGAACAUCAGCUGCAGC